AUGCACUUUACUCUCAACCUCCUUACUCUCUUCACUCUCCUUGCUCUCCAUCUUUUUUCUCUCUGCUAUUUUUCUCAUUUCCUUUCAUGUAUAUCUUUCUUUGUGUCUUGCAUUCUCUUCUUUUUAUGCAUAUACUUUCUUUUCAUCACUUUAACUGUUAGUCUCCUCUUCUUUCUCAUUAUCAGCAAUAUUAUCCUUUUUUCUCUCUUUUUUUUAUUCACUCUUCCAUUCCUUUUUCCUACUAUCUAUUUUUUUUCUCCUAAGCUGUCAAUUCUAUCUUCCCUUUUUCCAUUAUCUCAUUCCUCUUCUCUUUCUUCUUCCUUCUCAGUUGUCACUUCUAUUGUUGUUGUUCUUUUCAUCAUCCCAUUACUCUUUUAUUCUAUCUUCAUCUCUAUCUUGGCUGUAAUUUCUUUCUUUUUCUUUUUCUCUUUUUCUCAUCUCAUUCCUAUUCUCUUUUUCUAUCUCUCUUCCUCUUUGGUUUUUCUUUUUCUCCUCAUCUACCAUCACUUUUUGCUUUCUCCUCAGCUAUCAUUUUCUUUUUCUUUCAUCUGCCACUUCUUCUCUUUUACUACCUCCUCCUCAGUUGUCACUUUCUUUUUCAUCUUUUCUCUUUUUCUACCUCCUCCUCUUUCUCUUCAGUUGUCAUUUUCUUUUCUCAUCUGCCACCUCUUCUCUUUUUCUGUCACUUUCUUUUUAUUUUCCUUUCAUCUACCACCUUUUUUUCUUUUCCUCCCCCUCCUCUUUCUCAUUUGUUACUUUAUUUUUAUUUUUCCUUCAUCUAUCACCUCUUUUCUUUUUCUAUCUCCUCUCCAGUUGUCACUUUUCCCCCUCAUCUAUGACUUCUUCUCUUUUUCUACUUCCUCCUCCUCCUCUGUUUUCAUUUUCUUUUAUCUCAUCUGCCACCUUUUCUCUUUUUCUACCUCCUUCUGCUCCUCUAUUGUCAUUUUCUUUUCCCCCUCAUCUGCCACCUCUUCAUGGUAUCAAAUAUAA
Acanthosepion pharaonis is the source of this 990-nucleotide messenger RNA. Lineage: Eukaryota; Metazoa; Mollusca; Cephalopoda; Sepiida; Sepiidae. The record is from the annotation of a GenBank genome assembly.